CAAUCUCGUCAAAGCGUCGAAAGGAGGAGAAGUGCCUCCUUUGUGUUCGAGCAAAUGCUGUAGAUAAGAUGUUGACGGAACAAGGGGGUGAGAGCUCCGCGGACGGGGCUGGGGAAGCGGGAGCGCGUCAAGGAUGAUGUUUCCGCGGCUGGAAGAGCACGAGCAGUCUCCCCCUCCAAUCCCAUUCCUCUUGGACUUUCAUCUCUCUCUACCUAAGACUUCACUCGAUAUUAUUCCCACCUUAUCUUUCUGGGAUUAACCUCUCUCCAUACACCCCACUCAUCUCCCUCUCGGUUACCUCGUCGCCCUCGUUAUUCAUCUCAACGCUGCUUCUACAGAUGAAGAUCUUAUACCAGUCCAUUAAUCCAAAUGGGCAACCAGCAUGCCCUCUUAAAGGUUCUGCCAUGGAUGCCUGUCAACAACGUUUUCAAAUGGGUCUGCCUCUGCAUGGUGUUUCCUCCCUGAAGGCAUGCCCAUUAAGCUCGUUGAAGAAGGCCUCUGUCACCAUUGCAGGCAGGGAAUCCAGACACGGACGGCCUUCAUAUGCUGUAUCUGAUGUUGGAACCGACCCUGAUGCACGCAUUGACAUAUUCAAUGGAUCCACCAGUAGCAUUUGCAAUCUUUCUCAUUCACUCAUAUACGAACACGAAGUUGGGCAUGUCGAAAAUUGCAAUAUGCCGGUGUGCGGCCUGGAGUUUCAGCCCUUAACUCCGAGUUUCAUGCAUGCUAUCAUGGAGGAAGAGAAGUUCAGUGUGACACAAGAUGCCAGCAAAGAGGGCGAUCAAAACUCUUCCAAGCCAAGUGAUGUUCUUGUCAUUUCUGUCUCUUCUGCUGUGAAAUUGGAUGAUAGGCAGAUCAAUCUCAUCUCAAGAAAGAUGCAGAGGCUGACAGGGUUCAGAAAAUUGAGACUGGAAAACAUUGUCGAUCCAUCGCUGAUUGCAGGCUUUGUCAUUAGCUACUGUGACGAUGGGUCACAUAUUAUUGAUCUGAGCGUGAAAGGUCAGUUGGCUAUGCUCGCAGCAAGGCUUGAAUCCUCAGAUCAGAAGAGUGCUAACACAGUUGGAGAUUUCCUGACAGCAUGAAUUGAACUGCAUCAAGUAAAUACUCACUAGUUAAAACCAUGAACUAAGACACUAGGAAGAGGCUUGAUCUUGUUCUGUUCAGAUCUAAGUUUUUAGUCUAAGAGAUGUGUAUACUGGUAGGAUGUUAACUUUUUUGUGUAUUAAUAGUAAAUAUAUCAAUGGAGUUUCUAAUAUCCAUCAAAUGCAUGAGAUUGCAACACAGACAGGAUUUUCAUGGGACCAAAUGUGUGGAAAUAUGCAUGUUCAUUUGGUGGUAGAUUUCUGCAGCCUAAAAACUCUUUGCAUACACUUUUGAACCCCAAUGUAAGAUUGGUAGAAAUUGAAGUCAAUUAGAUUCCUACCUA
This is a messenger RNA of Musa acuminata subsp. malaccensis (wild Malaysian banana), 1426 nucleotides long. RefSeq names its product ATP synthase delta chain, chloroplastic. Lineage: Eukaryota; Viridiplantae; Streptophyta; Magnoliopsida; Zingiberales; Musaceae. Gene Ontology annotation, molecular function: proton-transporting ATP synthase activity, rotational mechanism. Gene Ontology annotation, biological process: photosynthetic electron transport in photosystem II; photosynthetic electron transport in photosystem I; proton motive force-driven ATP synthesis. The record is from RefSeq and is a predicted model, not a curated record. Gene Ontology annotation, cellular component: chloroplast thylakoid membrane.